This is a messenger RNA of Protopolystoma xenopodis, 2007 nucleotides long. The record is from the annotation of a GenBank genome assembly. NCBI's taxonomy places the organism in Eukaryota, Metazoa, Platyhelminthes, Monogenea, Polystomatidea, Polystomatidae.
AUGGAAUCGAGCAAGCGGAAAGUAAGCUCCAUUGACUUGAUUUCCCCUAACCACCAGAGACGCCUAUCUCUUGAAUCUGGCAGUCAGCUCGGUCCAGAUGAAGUUAUGAUUUCUAACGGAAAUGGACACGUACCUAUGGACCUUGAGACAAAUGAGAGCAAGAAGUCGAGAAUGGACAACCUAGAUGCACCUCCUUCCAAAGUCGUCCACGUGCGCAACAUGCCAUCUGACGCAUCAGAAAACGAGAUCGCUUUGCUUGGUAUUCCAUUCGGGAUGAUCGAUAAUCUUGUAUUAUCCAAGAAAAAUAACCAAGCACUGAUGGAGAUGGCUACAAUAGAUGUUGCCAUUGCCCUCGUCUCCUACUAUAGACAAUUUCCUGUUAAUCUCCACGGCAAAAAUCUCAUGAUACAGUUUUCAAAGCACCAGAGACUUGAAUUGCAUUCAGAGAAUAAUGUAAUAGAAAAUGCAGUAAAGAAUGCAAAUCGUCUGGUUGCUCAAGAUCUGAGUGGUGUGAACUCUGGACUCCCUAAUACAGUUCUCCGCAUUCUCAUUGAUAAUAUUAUGGGACAGCAAAUAAAUCACAUGAUUUUAUAUAAGAUUUUUCAUCGGUUCGGGAAAAUCCUUAGAGUCAUAAUUUUCCUCAGAAAUAAUCAGUAUCAAUGUCUUCUAGAGUUUGAAGAUCCGACCCAAGCAUUUGUAGCAAUGUUGCAUCUCAAUGGACAGAAUAUAUACACCGGUUGCUGCUCGCUGCGAGUUGAAUUUUCAAAAAAUCGUGGCCCUUUAGAAAUAAGGCAUGAAAGUGAUAAAUGUCGUGACUAUUUGAUAUCCCCACUUGCAGACGAAGAAAUCUCUAGCUUGCGCUCUCUUCCUGGGGGUACAGGGGUAGGGAAUGUUGGUAUCGCUGGCUCGGGGAAUAUGGGCAACGCAAACGCCGCUGGUAUUCACUUCGCGGCAAGUGGCCUCUCUGGAAACAAUAUGCAAUGUUUGUCGGCUGCUGGUAUGCCAGGAGGAGGCUUUCAGGUUUCCAGCGGGGGCGGUGCUCCUGGUGUCUCCGUUGGCUUAAACGAUCUGACGGCUCAACUUACGGCCUUCGCUCAACAAUCCGGUGUUCCCCUUAGUCCUGCGGCUGCGGCUGCAACAGCCAGCUUUAUGGCCUUAGCAGCACAAGGCGGUCAAGUUGCGCAAUCUGGACAAGGCGGCCAGGCCCAUCCUGCUCUACCUGGAGGCCUACAUGGGCUCCCCGGCGUUGCAAGUUCAAAUGCUGCUGCUGCGGCAGCGGCAAACAUGGCAUCUAUGCUUAGUCAAGCGGCAGCUGCUCAGAGCGGUGGUUUGACUGGAGUGGGCCUCUCUGGAGGUGGAAAUUCCCAGCUUGGAUUGAGGACACAACAAUUCCAAGGGGUCGGCAGCAAUGUUCUCAUUGUUUCCAACUUGAAUGACGAGGCAAGUUACUUUUUUAGAGUCUACCCGGAUGCCCUUUUCACACUCUUUGGCGUCUACGGUGAUGUAACUCGAGUGAAGAUCAUGUUUAACAAAAAGGACACUUCAUUAGUUCAAUUUGCAGAUGCCCAGCAGGCUCUUUGUGCCUUGAAACAUCUCAACGGAGUAACUUUAUGGGGGAAGCCAAUGAAGAUUUCACUCUCGAAGUACAACGUAGUCCAGAUGCCAAAAGACAGCAAUGAUGCUGGCCUCACAAAGGAUUACGCCAACAGCUUGCUUCAUAGGUUUAGGAAACCAAAUUCCAAGAACUUUCAGAAUAUUUUUGCCCCUAGUAGUGUUCUUCAUCUCAGCAAUAUCCCUGCCUCUGUCACAGAGGACGAGAUCCGUGCUUUAUUUAGCCAGAAAGGUUAUCAAGUAAUGAGCUUCAGAUUCAUGCAAAAAGACAAGAAGAUGGCAUUCAUCCAAUUAGAAAGCAUCGAUGUUGCAAUACAGGCUUUGAUUGAGUUACAUAAUACUCAAUUGAGCGAAAACUCUCAUCUACGGAUCAGUUUUAGUAGGACUACUAUCUAG